Messenger RNA from Dibothriocephalus latus, 144 nucleotides. The record is from the annotation of a GenBank genome assembly. NCBI's taxonomy places the organism in Eukaryota, Metazoa, Platyhelminthes, Cestoda, Diphyllobothriidea, Diphyllobothriidae.
AUGAUUGUGAUCUACUUUGACCUGAGCAAAGCCUUCGACAAGGUACCGCACAGACGGCUUCUGAUAAAACUGGAAGCCAUUGGCAUCCGACGAUACGAAGAUUUAUUCUCUGUCGAUCUGGCUGCCCAGGAAGACGCAUGGAAG